UAGAUUGGGACCAUAACAGUAAAUAUCUUCGUCGAUUGUUCUACAUAUCUUCUGAUCAAAUUGAACAGUGGUUAAAGUAUGGUGAUGUAAUUUUAAACGAUAAUACUGCAGCUACAAACUAUUAUAAAAUGGUGCUGUCACUUUUUUUGGUAGUUGAUAAUCAUUUAUCUUCUCGAUUG
This is a messenger RNA of Racocetra persica, 179 nucleotides long. Lineage: Eukaryota; Fungi; Glomeromycota; Glomeromycetes; Diversisporales; Gigasporaceae. The record is from the annotation of a GenBank genome assembly.